AUGGGACGAGGCGAUCCAGCUGACGCCAGGAGUCAAGGUCUCCUUCUUCUCGCUCCCGGGCAGGGGCGAUGCGACCACGGCCUCCGUUGCGUCUGUUGCAUCCCCGGCUUUUCGACGGCUGUCCACUGGGAUCGUCCUGAGGACUGUUGCCAAAGUGUCGCACUAUGA
Molecule: messenger RNA, 168 nt
Organism: Symbiodinium sp. CCMP2592
Lineage: Eukaryota; Dinophyceae; Suessiales; Symbiodiniaceae
Source: the annotation of a GenBank genome assembly